Manis pentadactyla (Chinese pangolin) is the source of this 5481-nucleotide messenger RNA. RefSeq names its product BUD13 homolog (gene BUD13). Lineage: Eukaryota; Metazoa; Chordata; Mammalia; Pholidota; Manidae. Gene Ontology annotation, cellular component: U2-type spliceosomal complex; RES complex. The record is from RefSeq and is a predicted model, not a curated record. Gene Ontology annotation, biological process: mRNA splicing, via spliceosome. Bases 3003 to 5177 code for a protein of 724 amino acids. Gene Ontology annotation, molecular function: RNA binding. The transcript is spliced from 10 exons.
ACUGAACAAAAUAAUAGUGUGUUUUCAUGGAGCUUUAGUGUAGUGGGGGAAACUGGCAAACAGUGGGUUUGGGGUUGACGAUAAACUGGCAAGUAAAACCGUCUGCCAGGCGGUGUAAAUGUGAAGCAGGGAAGGGUAUGGUAGUGCCAGCAGAGGUGGGGGCAGGUGUUCCCGAGAGUAGGCAGGGGCCAUCUCAACAAGAAGGUGGUCAUUUGACCUUUCGGCAAGGCUGAGAAGGAGGCAGGGGAGUAAGCCCCAUGGAUAGCCGGGGAAAGACGUUUCUAUGCAGACGGGAGUAUGUGUAUAAAAGCCUCGAGGUUAAAGGAUGUUAGAGCCAGUUGGGGGUAUUUGGGGUCAUCUGGUCCCACUCUCAUUUACAAAUAGGAAAGAGGUUCAGGCAGCCCAAAGUUGCUCUAACGAGCACCGCAGCCUAGGGCCCUGGGCUCCCUAGCGCGUGCUCUUUGCGCUGCCUCAGCCACUGGUGCCUCCUGCGGUGCAGACCUGUUACUUGCUGGGGACGCUAGACAAGCCUCGGUGCUCUAGGCUGCUGCCUUAACCAAAGCAUCCAGUUACAAACAACAGUACUCAUGCCAUCCACCCUCACCUUCCAGUCAGCCCUUCUCAGAGGUCACACGCGGGCUGUUCCACGUGGAAAACGUUCUCAUUCUCUGUGCUCUACUUCUGUUGGGUUUGGCAGCGGACCACCUCUUCUUAGCCCUUGGUCUCUGGGAUACUGCUUUUCUCUUACUGUGAUCAUUCCUUGUUGGAAUUUCUGCCUCCUCCCUCUUCAUUAAAUGUAUUUGUCCAAGGAGUCUGUUUUCAGACACCUCUCCCUAUUGAAUUCUUCGGCAUUUGACGACUUUUCAUGUGGGACUGACCCCCAUACUUGUAUUUCUAUUUUCUGUCAGUGAGGCAAGAGUUAGGUGUUUUAAGACUUCAGGGACUAAGGUUAUCAGGUGACUCACGUGAACUAUAAAGCUAUAGAUAGCACUUUGAAUAGACUUACCCCUUUAGUACUGGCACCACUAAUGCUCCAGUUUCCUGGUCUGUAAGAUAGGGAUUAUAAUGCUAUCUACUUGGUAGGAUUAUUGUGAGGAUUAGUGAAUUAAUAAUUCUGAAGUGCUUUUAUAUGUAUUUUCUCUCAUAUAAUACAAAAACUAAAAUGUCUCUGUUCUGCUUUAAACCUUUCCUGGAAAAAAGUAGCUGUAAAUAAAAUCAUCCUCAUUUUACAGGUGAGGAAACAGCUUCAGAGAGGCCAGGUAACUUCCAGAAGGAAUUAAACCUUCUAAGAAGCAGGCUUCAAACUCAGGCCAGUGUGAAACUUGAGCUCUGGACAUUUUAGGUCAAGUCUAUAACUACUGUAUUUGCUUUAUUAGAUGAAACUACAGAGAGGGCAAAGCUCAGACCCUCCACUGGGCAUAAAUUAAUUUGAUCCUGCUUAACUGCUCUGGGAGGUAGACAGGGUUGGGACCUGAGCUCGGGUCUUGUCAGGCUAAACCUGAAUAGAAUGGGUAGCAGUGGAACUGAGGACAGAAGAGGGCAGGAGGUGUGCUGGUGUGGUUGAGGGCUGUACUGGUCAUGUUCACUGGAGCAGAAAUAUGACUUUCAAAUGCCUGCUGAUGCUGGGGUGGAGGCAGGGCUGUGGAGUUAAGUUUGUGAUACACCAAAGUGGACUGGAGGCCAAGGCAGGGCUGGGUAUGGGGGACCUGGGGAGCCUUCCAGCUAGUGAGGCUGUAUCUCAGUGCAGCGUCCCCUUCGCAGAAGCCCAAAGAGACCCAGCCUGCUUUCCUUUUCUGGCCUCUGCUGUGGUCACUCAGUAGAGCAGAGUGGUUAAAAGUUCAAGCUUUAAGGCAGUGAUCUCCAAACCUGUUUUGUUAUAUAUACAUAUUUUUUGAGCAUGUAUCCCAAGAUAUGCAUGUUUAUUUGUGAAGUAUAACAAUGCCUUCUUGGCUAAUAUGUCUUGAAACAGUGACAAAAAUUUAAUGUAUAAGGAAAAUAUGCUACUAUUUAUUUAAAAUCUGGAUUACCUUUUGUACUCCACAUUGCUAGCUUCUGCUCCCAAGGUCAUGUUUUGGCUGUGUGAAAUUGGGAAACUUCCUUAACCUCUCUAAUCUUUGGUUUUCUCAUCUGUAAACUAAGGAUAACACUACCACCUGAGAUGCGGGAGGAUUAAAUGAGAUAAUUCGAAUAAAGCUCUUAAUGCCCACAAGGAGAAAAGUCUUCCUUUUCUCCCAAAACGAGUAUUAGAAUUUUAUUAAUAUUAGCUUCCCUCUUUUGCUGUGCUGAAAAUUGAUCCAGGUCCUUUUCGUGGGAAAGAUUCUACACAGGAGGUAGGUAGGUGGGGGCUGCCAAUAAUACAAACGUGGGGAAGUUGAAAGUAGGGGAAACCUCCGUAUUUUGCAUAGUAAUUGUAUUGGGUUUGGAAUUCCUGACGACUCUUGAAUGGUGCACGGAAGCCUGCCGGAGCAGAUCCUCCGACCUAAACACCCUGAUACAGAGGACACUCGCUAUGUGCCACACGUUCCAAGUACGUUAUACAGUAAUAUUUCCUCAGGCCUCAUAACUACCGAGUUAGGUGCCAUUAUUCACAUUUUGUUAAAUAAUUUGCCCAAGGACGUACGGCUGGGAAGUCGUGGAACUGGCGCUCAGAUGCCCCGCUACGCCAGAGCCCGUGGUUAAGUCCGGACCGGGUGCUUCAGGACCGCCGCGGGCAGGUCUUUGGGUCGUGGCGGCCGCCCCGCGGCUACCACAGCACUUGCUGCAUAGACCGCUGAAGGGGCAGGUGCACGACAAACGGAAGAAACCGGGUUGCGCCUUUAGAGGGAUGCGGAGGGGACUGCGGGGCGCGCCCGUCCCGGGACGGCCGGCGAACGCUCUCACCGGCGGGCCGGGCAGCUCCGACGCCCCGCCCCUUCCGGCCCGGGCCCCGCCCCCUCGCGCCGGCGUCCUUCGCUUUGCGUCGUGGAAUUUUGUCCAAAGCGCCGAGCAGUCUCGCCGCUACCAUGGCGGCGGCUCCGCCGCUCUCCAAGGCCGAGUAUCUGAAGCGGUACUUGUCUCGGGCAGAUGCCGGCGCCGACGGGGGCCCUGAGUCCUGUCGCAAGCGUCGCAGAAAGCGGCCGAAGCCUGGCGGGGCCGGCGGCCAGGGAAUGCGGAUUGUGGAUGAUGAUGUGAGCUGGACAUGUAUCUCCACCACUAAACCAGAAAAGGAGGAAGAAGAUGAUGGGGAUUUACCUGUGGUGGCUGAGUUUGUGGAUGAGCGGCCGGAAGACAUAAAGCAGAUGGAAGCUUUUCGUUCCAGUGCCAAAUGGAAGCUUCUGGGAGGUCACGGUGAAGAUCUGUCCUCACCCAGACGUUUACGUCACGACACCCCAGAUUCUUCUCCCCCGAGGAGGGCCCGUCAUGACACCCCGGAUCCAUCUCCCCCAAGGAGGGCUCGUCACGACACCCCAGAUUCUUCUCCCCCGAGGAGGGCCCGUCAUGACACCCCGGAUCCAUCUCCCCCGUGGAGGGCCCGUCACGACACCCCGGAUCCAUCUCCCCCGAGGAGGGCCCGUCACGACACCCCAGAUCCAUCUCCCCCGAGGAGGGCCCGUCACGACACCCCGGAUCCAUCUCCCCCGAGGAGGGCCCGUCACGACACCCUGGAUUAUUAUCCCCCAAGGAGGGCCCGUCACGACACCCCAGAUCCAUCUCCCCCGAGGAGGGCCUGUCACAACACCCUGGAUUCUUAUCCCCUGAGGAGGGCCCGUCACGACACCCCGGAUCCAUCUCCCCCGAGGAGGGCCCGUCACGACACCCCGGAUCCAUCUCCCCUGAGGAGGGCCCGUCACGACACCCCGGAUCCAUCUCCCCCGAGGAGGGCCCGUCACGACACCCCGGAUCCUUCUCUCCUCCGGAAGCCUCAUCGUCAUCCUUCAGGUGUAUCUCCGAGGAGGGCCCGUCAUGACAUGCCAGAUCUGUCUCCUCCUAGGGGGGCCCAUCACAGUUCCUCAGAUCUCUCUCCCUCAGGAAGGGCCCGCAACAGCCCCCCUGACACAGCUCAACCUAGAAGGACUCCUGGCCCCUCGGACGCGUCGCAGCUCCGGAGAGCCCGUCGUGACUCUUCCAGUUUGGCUUCUGAAGAACCUCAUUCACUGCCCAGAAACAAGAGCAGCAAAGCCGCCCCAGGAAGGGCCUCUAGCAGAGCCUCUCCACAUUGGCAGGGGCCAGGGCGCUCUCCUCCGUCCCUGUCCAAGAACAGCAAACGUGACUACGACUUGGGUCUCUCUCCUCCACGGAAAAAACAAGCCAAGUCCCAUUUUGGAAGUAAGCAGCUUGAUUCUAAAGGGUCUUCCCCCAGCCAUAGGACAUUUCAUAUAAGCUCUUCACCUAGGAGAUGUCAGAGUCACACGCUGGACUCUUCUUACCCCAGUGGCAGUUGGAAAGUGUCUGAUUCAGAUCUGUCACCUCCACGGAAUAGACCUAGGCCCCAGACCUCUGAUUCUGACCUCUCCCCACCAAGGAGGAAACAGAGGGCUGGAUCAUCCGAUUCUGAUCUCUCUCCACCUCGAAGGAAUCAGCCUCCAGGAAAGAAGGCCACACACAUGUAUUCUGGAGCUAAAACUGGCUUGGUGUUAACUGACAUACAGCAAGAGCAGCAGGAACUCAAGAAGCGGGACCAAGAAAUAGCAUUUGAAGAUGAAUUCCAGUUUGCUGAAACCAUAUUUCGAGAUAAGUCUGGUAGAAAGAGAAAUUUGAAACUGGAACGUUUAGAGCAAAGGAGAAAAGCAGAGAAAGACUCGGAGAGAGAUGAGCUGUAUGCCCAGUGGGGUAAAGGGCUUGCCCAGAGCCGGCUGCAGCAACAAAAUGUGGAGGAUGCGAUAAAGGAAAUGCAGAAGCCCCUGGCCCGCUACAUUGAUGAUGAAGAUCUGGACCGGAUGCUGAGAGAGCAAGAAAGAGAGGGGGACCCUAUGGCCAACUUUAUCAAGAAGAACAAGGCCAAGGAGAAUAAGAAUAAGAAAGUGAGCCCUCGCUACAGUGGCCCAGCUCCACCUCCUAACAGAUUCAAUAUUUGGCCCGGGUAUCGCUGGGAUGGAGUGGACAGAUCCAAUGGAUUUGAACAGAAGCGCUUUGCCAGGCUUGCCAGCAAGAAGGCGGUGGAGGAACUUGCCUACAAGUGGAGUGUUGAGGAUAUGUAACUUUUCUGAGGCUGUGGGGAUGGUUGUGGGUUGUGGUAGUGGACAUAGGGCAGCCAGAUUCCAGCUAUAAAAGUUGUCUAUGUUAAUAAUCAGGGCCUACAUGGACCGGCAAUUUGUUGAAUGCCAGUUUUGACUGCAGAAGAUUAUGUGAGAGCUGAUGUUUGGACUGAGUGCCUGUUCUUAUCAGGUAUACAUGCCAACAUUGGCUGUUGCUGGCUGUCAGAGGAAGCAUUGAUUUCUCUGUCCCUGGUUUGUUCUUGGGAAUUUGUCUUUUUUAAUAAAUAUGCAUUUAUUUUUUCACAAU